Molecule: messenger RNA, 702 nt
Organism: Penicillium maclennaniae
Lineage: Eukaryota; Fungi; Ascomycota; Eurotiomycetes; Eurotiales; Aspergillaceae
Gene: pre3
Product: proteasome core particle subunit beta 1
Exons: 5
Coding region: 1-702 (233 amino acids)
Cellular component (GO): proteasome core complex
Molecular function (GO): threonine-type endopeptidase activity
Source: RefSeq, a predicted model, not a curated record
AUGGUUUCCAGCCACGGCGUUACGGGAAUGCUGGGUGAAGAUGGCAUCCACGUCGAUAUGCAGCAUCUGAAGAGUGGAGAGGUCAACCUUGGAACCUCCAUCAUGGCAAUCAACUUCAAGGACGGCGUUAUUUUGGGCGCCGACAGCCGCACAACCACUGGCGCUUAUAUUGCCAAUCGAGUCACCGAUAAAUUGACACAGGUGCACGACACCAUCUGGUGCUGCCGCUCUGGUUCGGCCGCGGACACCCAGGCCGUGGCAGACAUUGUCUCCUACCAUCUCAACAUGUACGGCGUUGUCAACAACGAGGCUCCCAGCACGCAGGUGGCCGCUUCGCUCUUCCAGGAAUUGUGCUAUGAGAACAAGGAUGCGCUUAGCGCGGGCAUCAUUAUUGCCGGAUACGAUCCCAAGCACGGCGGCCAAGUGUACUCGAUACCGCUGGGCGGCUCCCUACACAAGCAAUCAUUCGCGAUCGGCGGCUCUGGCUCGACCUACAUCUACGGUUAUACCGACGCACACUGGAAAGAGCAGAUGACGGAGGAGGAGGGCAUCGAUUUCGUGCGGAACUCGUUGCAGGAGGCGAUCAAGUGGGAUGGUAGCUCUGGAGGCGUGAUUCGUAUGGUGGUCUUGACCAAGAAGGGCGCCGUGCGGCACCUGUACCUACCGGACACCAACUACACCGGGCCCGGCGUGACAAAUUAA